Molecule: messenger RNA, 1856 nt
Organism: Aspergillus homomorphus CBS 101889
Lineage: Eukaryota; Fungi; Ascomycota; Eurotiomycetes; Eurotiales; Aspergillaceae
Product: putative MFS transporter
Exons: 4
Coding region: 1-1677 (558 amino acids)
Biological process (GO): biotin import across plasma membrane
Cellular component (GO): membrane
Molecular function (GO): solute:proton symporter activity; dethiobiotin transmembrane transporter activity; biotin transmembrane transporter activity
Source: RefSeq, a predicted model, not a curated record
AUGUCCCUGGAAGAGCCGAAACCCCAUCCCCAGGGGGUUUCCAAACAACCGAACACAGAAAGCGUUCACGAGCGAUCGCUCGACAGCCGUGACGGCGAGCACGACCCGGAAACGGGCAGUGAGCCCGAGUCCGAGGCCGACAUUGCCGAGAUCGAGCGCAUCUAUAGAAAGCUAGACUUCCGCAUCAUCCCCGCCUUCUGGGUGCUUUACUUCCUCUGUGCCGCGGUGCGCUCCAAUGUCGGUCUCGCGCAGACGAUGAACGCGAGCUCGGGUCAUGAUCUGGGCUCGGCGCUGAAUAUGACGCCGCACCAGAUCUCCACCGCUCUGGCGCUGUUCUACGUCUGCUAUGUGAUCUUCGAUCUGCCCUCGAACUUGAUUAUGACCCGCCUGAGUCCGCAUGUCUGGAUGAGUCGCAUUGUCAUCAGCGUGGGAAUCAUCGGGAGCUGCAUGGCGGCUAUGAAAGCCGCUUGGAGUCUAUACCUCCUCCGUUUACUCCUCGGUAUCGUCAUCGCAGGCAUGUGGCCCGGCAUGACAUACUACCUCACGCUCUUCUACCCUCCCUCCCGCACGGGCAAACGCAUCGGCCAAUACUACACAGCCGCCCAGGUCUCCGCGGCAGUGGUCGGUCUGGUCUCCGCCGGGUUCCAGAAGAUGGACGGCGAGCGCGGCCUGGUGGGCUUCCAGUGGAUGUUCCUCGUGUACGGGGUGAUCACGACCGUGGUCGGCGUGCUGCUGCUCUGGUGGCUCCCGGACCGGCCUCUGGCGCCCGGCGCGCAGCCCAAGAAGCAGAAAUACCUCUGGUGGCUCCCGCGCAGCCCGCCAGCCCUGAGCGGCCGCGACGCCGAGAUCCACUACCGCGACCUGAAGCGCGUGUACCACCGCGCCCAAUGGACGUGGCGGGAUUUAUUGAAUGUGUUCCUGGACUGGCGGCUCUGGCCAUUGCUGAUCAUGUACUUCGGCGUGGUGGGCGUCGGCAUCGGCACGCAGAGCUACGCCACAGUCAUCAUCCAAAGCAUCAACCCAUCGUUGAACGGAAUCGACCUAAGUCUCCUGACAGCUCCGAUCUGGAUCAUGGACCUGAUCGCCAUCCUCCUAAUAACACCCAUAAGCGACCGCUUCCACCGCCACCGCUCCCUCUUCUUCUCCGUGCCCGUCCUCCUCCAGAUCCUAGGCCUCCUACUAACAACCUACGCGGGAACAACCACAAACCCCUGGCCGCGCUACGGCGGCCUCCUAAUCGUGGGCUUCGGACUGGGCCCCACGGUCCCCAUCACCAUGACCUGGACAACGGAGAUUUUCCAACCGCGCCACGGUGAGGUCGGCGUCGCCGCCGCGUCCGCCGUCGUCUCCGGAUUGGGCAAUUUAGGUAGUAUCAUGACCACGUAUGCGCUGUAUUCCGGGUGGAAGAGCGAUUAUCAGGCGACGGGCCGGGCGAAGUAUCGGAAGAGUAAUCUUGUGAUGGUUGGGAUUCUGUGUGCGAGUAUCCUUGCUGCGGUUACGAUGGAGGUUUUGUUGCGGGUUGUGGAUGGGAAGAUGAAGAAGAACGGUGGACAGCAACGGAAGGGGGACGGGGAGGAGACUGUCGUGGUGGAUGGGGCUGCGCGGCGGGAGGCGAGGCAGCGGGGGUUGGAUGGGUUGGGGGCCGGUUUGUUUAAGGCGUUCAAGAAGAGGGGCUGAUCUGGUUCUCUCCAGGCUACCUACCUAUCUAGAUGUGGAGGAGAAGCUUAACGGGACCCCGACCCCUACUGGUGUUGCACAAGUGAGUCAGACAGUCUAUACGGCUGACCACGCCAUGACAAGUGUAAACUUUCUAUAUCAUUGUAUCUAAUUUCUAGUCUUAUGUGCUUGAACUCGAU